This is a messenger RNA of Melanotaenia boesemani (Boeseman's rainbowfish), 784 nucleotides long. It is a transcript of the gene pbdc1, whose product is annotated as polysaccharide biosynthesis domain containing 1. NCBI's taxonomy places the organism in Eukaryota, Metazoa, Chordata, Actinopteri, Atheriniformes, Melanotaeniidae. The coding region runs from base 37 to 537 and encodes 166 amino acids. Gene Ontology annotation, cellular component: cytoplasm. The transcript is spliced from 6 exons. The record is from RefSeq and is a predicted model, not a curated record.
CACAUUAACGCUAUAGACGAUCUUUGUUUUACAGACAUGGCGUCUGACAACGGACUGGCCGCUCUGGGAGUGGAGGGAGCCUCAGCAGCUGCACAUGCUCUCUCCCUACCAGCAGAAGCUUAUGGAAAUGAUCCCCGGCUUGAAGUCAUGUGGGCGAUGAAGGCCUAUAACCACGCAGAGGUUUACUUCAAUCUCAUUUCAUCCGUCGAUCCGAAGUUCCUGAAGCUGACGAAGCUUGACGACAAAAUCUACUCGAGCUUCAGGGAAACCUUUAAAGAGCUGGACGUGAAGCAGCUGAAAGAAGACGACCUGAAGUCUGACGAAGCCAAAGAGAGGUGGCGUCCGUUCUGUAACCAGUUCGAGGGACUGGUGGAGGAUUUUAACUAUGGCACUCUGCUGCGUCUGGACUGUGAGAAGGACUACUCCGAGGAAAACACCAUAUUUGCCACCAGGGUCCAGUUUUUUGCUGUCGAGAUUGCCCGCAACAGAGAAGGCUACAAUGAUGUUGUUUUCACAUCUAAACGGUCAAAGAGCUAGCCUUCAGGUAAACCGGUAAAGACCCACCCAGCUGUACUCACCAGGACCCUGUAGUCAGAUUCUGCGAGUACUGCGGGUUCGUUGGUUAUAAAUCAAUGAGUCAAAGCAUCUGAGAGAGAAAAAAAGGCACAGAACUGUUUACAAACCCACUUUUUGUAUUUAAAUUUCCCUUGUGCCUGUUUCCAACGCUUGUUUAUUUUAAGUUGCAUUUUUGUGUUUAACAGAAAAAUUAAAAGUCUUCUGCAAA